This is a messenger RNA of Triplophysa dalaica, 357 nucleotides long. RefSeq names its product mitochondrial ribosomal protein L41 (gene mrpl41). The record is from RefSeq and is a predicted model, not a curated record. Bases 1 to 357 code for a protein of 118 amino acids. Gene Ontology annotation, cellular component: mitochondrial large ribosomal subunit. Gene Ontology annotation, biological process: translation. NCBI's taxonomy places the organism in Eukaryota, Metazoa, Chordata, Actinopteri, Cypriniformes, Nemacheilidae. The transcript has a single exon. Gene Ontology annotation, molecular function: structural constituent of ribosome.
AUGGCGGAGUUCACGAGCAAGCGAGGGCCCAGAACUUUCUACAAAAGCCGAGGCGCCAGACCGACUGGAGUCCUGACCUCCAGCAGAAAAUUCAUACCCAUUCGGGCCAUGAUACCCGAGUUCGUGGUGCCCAACUUGGAGGGCUUUAACCUGAAACCCUAUGUAUCAUACAAGACCCCACAAGGGACAGAGCAGCCCAUUACUCCAGAGACACUCUUCAAUCAGGUGGUGGCACCACAGAUCGAAAGAGACAUUGAGGAGGGGGUUUUCAGUGAGGACAAUCUUGAGAAAUAUGGAUUGGAGAAAACACAGGAGGGAAAGGUGUUAAAAUUGUACCCCAAGAACUUUGCUUGCUAG